AUUCUGAGCUUUAGAUGUCCGUGAUUUGCCUGAUUCAGUAUAACUCGCACAUUCAGCUUCUUGGCUCAGCGCCUUCUUCUUGGGCUCAGCGCCUUAUAAAGACAUGAACCAAUUGACAGUUUUCAUGCCGGGUUAGUCUUUUAUUUGAGAAAGACGAGCGAAGAGGGAGCUGAGGCGCCGAAUUGGAUCAGGCAUUAGAAUAGAGAACAGUAGUUGAGAAUGGAAGGCGGUCUUUGUGGGAGCGCAUACGCAGUCUAAAGAAUUGCGUCUAAAGAAUUGGCGUCGGCUUCUCUGGCUGCCGAGCAUGCCGACUGUCAGUGUGAAACGGGACUUGCUUUUCCAGGCACUGGGAAGGAGUUACACGGAUGAAGAAUUUGAUGAACUUUGCUUUGAGUUUGGCUUGGAGCUUGAUGAAAUUACCUCUGAAAAGGAAAUAUUAAACAAAGAGCAAGGGGAUGGAAAGGCAGAGGGUGCUUCUGAAGUCAUUCUCUAUAAAAUUGAUGUUCCUGCUAACCGAUAUGAUCUCCUUUGUUUGGAAGGUCUAGUCAGAGGUCUUCAGGUUUUUAAAGAGAGAAUAAGGGCUCCACGAUACAAAAGGAUCACACCACCUACUAAUGAAAUUCAGAGACUUUCCAUUAUGGAAGAGACUGCCCAAGUCCGUCCUUACGCUGUGGCUGCAGUUCUUCGUAACAUAACUUUGACCAAGGACCGCUACGAUAGUUUCAUUGACCUUCAAGAAAAGUUACAUCAGAAUAUAUGCAGGAAAAGAUCAUUAGUAGCAAUUGGAACCCAUGAUUUAGAUACUGUCUCAGGCCCAUUUAUAUAUACAGCUAAACCACCAUCUGAAAUUAAAUUCAAACCUUUGAAUCAGGACAAGGAGUAUACUGCCUCUGAAAUUAUGGAUCUUUACAAGACGGAUAGCCACCUUAGGCAUUAUCUGCACAUUAUUGAAAAUGAACCACUUUAUCCAGUGAUCUAUGAUAGCAAUGGUGUUGUCCUUUCCAUGCCACCGAUAAUUAAUGGAGACCAUACAAAAAUAAGUAUCAAUACCAGAAAUGUGUUCAUUGAGUGUACAGCUACAGACCUUACUAAAGCAAAAAUUGUCCUUGAUAUCUUAGUCACUAUGUUCAGUGAAUACUGCCAGAAGCCAUUCACUGUUGAAGGAACAGAAGUAACUUAUCCUAAUGGAAAAAGCUACAUCUUCCCAGAGCUGGCUUAUCGUCGGGAAAAGAUAAAACCUGACAUAAUGAACAAGAAAAUAGGAAUUAGUGAGACUCCAGCAAGCCUUGCAAAGCUGCUCACCAGGAUGUGUUUGAAGUCCCACAUCAUAGGGAAUGGGAACAAUAUAGAAGUCGAAAUCCCUCCUACAAGAUCUGACAUUAUCCAUGCAUGUGAUAUCAUAGAAGACGCAGCAAUUGCGUAUGGCUAUAAUAACAUUCAGAUGACUAUUCCGAAAACAUACACCAUAGCUAAUCAAUUCCCUCUCAAUAAACUCACAGAGCUCCUGAGACAAGACUUGGCGGCAGCAGGCUUCACUGAAGCACUCACUUUUGCUCUGUGUUCCCAAGAAGACAUUGCUAACAAAAUGGGGAUCGACAUCUCUGCAACAAAAGCAGUGCACAUAGCAAAUCCAAAAACAGUAGAAUUUCAGGUGGCACGUACUACCCUCUUGCCUGGUCUCCUGAAAACUAUUGCUGCUAACAGGAAGAUGCCUCUACCUCUGAAACUCUUUGAGAUCUCUGACAUUGUAGUAAAAGAUUCCACCAAAGAUGUAGGUGCAAGAAACCACAGGCAUCUUUGUGCUGUUUACCAUAACAAAACCCCCGGCUUUGAGGUGAUUCAUGGGCUGCUGGAUAGAGUCAUGCAGCUGCUGGAUGUCCCACCAAGUAAAGAGAAUGGAUAUUACAUUAAAGCCACUGAAAACUCUGCUUUUUUCCCUGGGCGCUGUGCUGCGAUUUUUGCUAAAGGACACAGCAUCGGGAACCUCGGAGUCCUUCACCCUGAUGUCAUCACCAAGUUUGAGCUCACCAUGCCCUGCUCUGCUCUAGAAAUCACAAUUGAGCCUUUCUUGUGAAUGCCUGAGAGCAGCCUCCCUUCUCCGUCCACAUCAUUCUGUAACCAGCCUGGUUUUGUGGUAACCUUUUAGGAGCUCAUUCCUACCUUUUAAUGAACCUAGACCAAGCUUCUUUGGAGCUCUAAUUUUUAAAAAAUCUCCCAUUUUUGCAAUAGAGCUGUCUUCAGUAACAUAAAACUAUAGCUUCUCAAGUAUAACACCUUGAAUGAUCAAUCUGUUAAUAAAAAUGCUUGAGGCAGAACUUGAGCCCAUUAGUGAUUACAGCUGUGUGUGUAACCAAUCUCAUUUCUUUAUUUUUAUGCAAUAAGUUAAUUAACAAGCACAAAUAUUGAAGAAAUGUGAGCAGAACAAGAAGCUGAGUUGUCACUGUAUGAGUGUCAUGUGGUUGUCCAAUGGGAAAAGAUGGUAAAGAAAUAAAUUCAUUUAUUCAAA
This is a messenger RNA of Heteronotia binoei (common prickly gecko), 2506 nucleotides long. It is a transcript of the gene FARSB, whose product is annotated as phenylalanyl-tRNA synthetase subunit beta. Gene Ontology annotation, cellular component: phenylalanine-tRNA ligase complex; cytoplasm. Gene Ontology annotation, molecular function: phenylalanine-tRNA ligase activity; ATP binding; magnesium ion binding. Gene Ontology annotation, biological process: phenylalanyl-tRNA aminoacylation. Bases 305 to 2074 code for a protein of 589 amino acids. NCBI's taxonomy places the organism in Eukaryota, Metazoa, Chordata, Lepidosauria, Squamata, Gekkonidae. The transcript is spliced from 17 exons. The record is from RefSeq and is a predicted model, not a curated record.